Molecule: messenger RNA, 2061 nt
Organism: Bombina bombina (fire-bellied toad)
Lineage: Eukaryota; Metazoa; Chordata; Amphibia; Anura; Bombinatoridae
Product: kelch-like protein 5
Exons: 6
Coding region: 1-2061 (686 amino acids)
Molecular function (GO): protein binding
Source: RefSeq, a predicted model, not a curated record
AUGCGCAUUAAGUCUCGUGAGAUCGCGCAUGCGCUUAAGCCCAUAUUACCUACAACCAAGUCUCCUCCAUUCAACAGCUAUCCAGCGAGUGACGUAAGCGCAAGCUUGCGCAUGCGCUUCACGGCUAAGUGCCGCCAUAUUCUAACCUGGGUUGUUGGACAGGUUGAAAAGCUUCAAGGUGGCAGCUCCCAGUGUGACGAUACUGAGUUUCCCUACCCGGUUUUUGAAAAUGACCUGCAUAUUACAUCUUUGAGUGGACUGGAAAAAUCUAUUGAACACAUGUCCUUUAACAAUGAGAAUGAUGAAGAAGAUAUUGUUAAAGAUUUUCAGCCAACACUGGAAAAAAGUAUAUUGAAUGGCUUACAGGAGCUUUAUCUUUCGCAGACACUUUGUGAUGCCAUCCUAGUCGUUGAAGAUAAAAGAUUCUUUUGUCAUAAGGUUAUCCUCUCUUCAGUUAGCCCGUAUUUCCGUUCAAUGUACACCAGCUGCUUGAAAGAGUCAGAGCAUGGAGAAGUUGUGCUUUUGGAUAUCUCUGCUUGUGUCAUGCAGACAGUGCUCACAUUUAUCUACACUGGUGCGAUCUCCCUCACCUUGGAUAAUGCAAAAGAGAUGUUUACAACAUCUAGUCGUCUACAUAUUGUCCCCUUGCAAGAUCUGUGCGCCAGAUUUUUCAUUAAGAAACUCAACACUGAGAACUGCAUAUGUAUUUACCAAAUGGCUUAUAGGCACAACCAUGUAAACCUUAUCAAAGCAGCUUUAGAGUAUAUAUGCUGGCACUUCAUUGCUCUAUCUGGAAAAGAAGAUUUUCUUUAUCUAGACUUGGAAGAAUUAGCAAAUGUCCUCUCCUCAGAUAAACUGAUGGUUCCCUCAGAGCUAUAUGUAUAUUGUUUGGCUUGUCGCUGGUGGGAAUUUCACAACACCAAGCAUAAAUCACUCCCAGAAGAACUGAUUAGAGUUAUCCGUUUUCGACUCAUUCUUCCAUACGAGCUUGGAGAGGUGAAGUCUGGCAUAUGUGACAUUUCUUGUCUUCAGGAUCCCUCAAGUUUCCAGUUACGUCAAGGAAUGUAUGAGGAAAGGAUAAUUUGCUUUGACUUUCAGGACAAAGAAGGUGAGAUACUUGAAGAUUCUGAUUAUCAUAUGGACAUUUAUGAUCUAAAUUCUGGGGAAUGGACCCAGCUGCCAUCCGUGAGGUCCCGUUCGAAUGCUAAAUAUGUAGCUAUUGGGAGGCAUUUGUAUAUGACAGGAGGAUCACAAGAGGAUGUGAACUUUCAUUAUUUUGUUUCUAACAAACUUAAUAUGUAUGACUCUGAAUUAAAUGAAUGGAUGGAGUUACCUUCUAUGGCGGAACCUAGGUGUUCUCAUGGUUUCCUAGCUUAUAACCAGAAAUUGUAUGCAGUGGGAGGUUGCAAUGAUACCACAGUCACCAAUUCUGCAGAGUGCUUUAAUGUACAACAAAAUUGUUGGAGCAAAAUAUCCAACCUGCCUAAACCAGUGAAUAGCUUUGCCUCUACACAGUUAAAAGGCAAACUCUAUCUCAUUGGUGGAGACACUACAACCAGUAACUCUGACCUAUAUCAUAGAGGGUUCCUUGUAUACAACACAUUUACAGAUGCAUGGAGCCAGUUUGCACGUAAUAUAGUAGUAUCAUCUGCAGGGGCAGUGGCAUUGGACAACAAGGUAUUUGUUAUUGGUGGUUACACUCCAAAAAUUUACUAUGGAAAAUAUGGACAGAUGAUAAGAGCCACUUCUAAAUGUUUUUGUUUGAAUGAUCAGGGUCAAGUUUGCCUUGAUUGCCCAGUGCCUCAACUUCCUAAACAUCUUGCAACAGCUGGGGUUGUACUUUGGAAGAGAAGAAUUUAUGUUCUAGGUGGUGGAGACUUUGAAAGUGAAAACUAUUCUAACCACAUAUAUUACUGGACUCCAGGUGAUUCAAAGUGGACAGAAUGCAGGGAACUUAUGCCUAUUGAAUUUGGAGUAAUUGAUUUUGGAUGCGCCAUGAUGCAAUUUCCAUUAAAACCUUUUCAAUCUCUUAUCUCUGCUAGAAGAGCACUUGGCAAAUAG